Messenger RNA from Linepithema humile (Argentine ant), 1197 nucleotides. Its product is annotated as mitochondrial glycine transporter-like. Gene Ontology annotation, biological process: glycine import into mitochondrion. Gene Ontology annotation, molecular function: glycine transmembrane transporter activity. Gene Ontology annotation, cellular component: mitochondrial inner membrane; mitochondrion. The record is from RefSeq and is a predicted model, not a curated record. Lineage: Eukaryota; Metazoa; Arthropoda; Insecta; Hymenoptera; Formicidae.
CGUGAUUUAGUUUAACGUCGGCGUCGAAGAUUUGUGGGGAGAAAAUUUUUCCAUAUCUGAAAAAAACAAUUCGUUUAUUGUUAAUAGUACAAUUGGUGAAUUAAUUACUGUAAAAAAAGUUGAUAAACAGAUUUUUGAGUAUAAUUUUACAUAUAGUUUCGAAGGGUUUUUAAAAUUUCGUACUAGCGGAUUUAGCAGCAAAUAUAAAUUUUUUAAUUCGGCUUAUCAUGGAAGCUCUGGGAACUUACCCGAUUUUGAAAUCCUUCCUGGCGGGUUCGUUCUCCGGAACAUUCUCCACGAUCCUCUUUCAACCUCUGGAUUUGGUGAAGACUAGACUUCAGAACAGAGUCAAUGUUCCCGUUGGAUCGUCGAAAAAUGGGAUGCUGCGCACGGUGUCGCACAUUGUCCAGAAGGAGAACGUCUUCGGACUCUGGAGAGGCAUGACGCCGUCGAUCACUAGGGUAGUUCCUGGCGUGGGUUUAUACUUCUCAACGUUACAUUGGCUGAAGCACACUUUCGACCUGCAAGAACCUCUGACAGCCAUGCAGGCAGUUUCUUUGGGCAUCACCGCACGAUCCAUAUCUGGCGCUCUGUUGAUUCCCAUCACAGUAGUGAAGACACGAUUCGAGAGCGGCGUUUACAAGUACGAUAGUAUUAAUGAGGCUCUCAGAUCGAUCUACAAGCAGGAAGGAAUAAGGGGCUUAUCCAGUGGCUUAGUGCCUACUCUUCUGCGAGAUGCACCUUACAGCGGUUUAUACCUCAUGUUUUAUACUCGACUGAAAAACGUGGUUGCCAGUGCAGGAAUGACAAACGAUUCGUAUGUGUCGGUUCACUUCGGAUGCGGAAUCCUCGCUGGAAUUUUAGCCUCCAUAGUUACGCAACCGCCGGACGUCAUCAAGACGAAGAUGCAGUUGUAUCCGAACGAAUUCAACAGCAUUUACUACGCGACAUUUUUUAUCUAUAGAAAGUACGGUGUUUUAGGAUAUUUUAAGGGUAUCGUUCCUAGGAUGUUGAGGCGAACUCUGAUGACCACGAUGGCUUGGACUGUAUACGAGCAGGUGACAAAGCAAGCUGGUCUAAAGUGAGCGCGUUAUUGUUGUACUGCAAGGAAAGUGCCAUAUACAGUAUUAAGAGCAGUUGACUUUAUAUUGUUAUAAUGUUGUAAUUUAUUUAAUAAAUUAUAUUUUUGCAAUGUUA